Molecule: messenger RNA, 1110 nt
Organism: Microdochium trichocladiopsis
Lineage: Eukaryota; Fungi; Ascomycota; Sordariomycetes; Xylariales; Microdochiaceae
Exons: 3
Coding region: 1-1110 (369 amino acids)
Source: RefSeq, a predicted model, not a curated record
AUGUCUACGCUAUCAGCCCUUUACGGCCUGCACAGUGUCAUCCGCGGCCGGUUCUGUGUGACUCUGCCGAUCCCGGCCCCCAGCUCAGAACUCGCAAGCCAGACAUUCAUCGUCACUGGCGCCAACAGCGGCCUCGGCUAUGAAUCAUGUCUACAGCUCGCACGUAUCGGCGCCGGUAGGCUCAUCCUCGCUGUCCGCACCCUGUCCAAGGGCGAGGAGGCCAAGCAGAAGAUCCUGGCCACCACGACCUCCAACAACUGGCGCUCGGCGUCGAGCCCAAUCGACAUCCAGGUAUGGCAGCUCGACAUGGACAGCUUCGUUUCAAUCAAGGCCUUUGCGGGCCGCUGCGCGACAGAGCUUGACCGCAUCGAUGGUGUCCUCGCCAAUGCGGGCAUCAUGACAGCCAAGCUCGACAGCACCGAGAAGUUUGAAAAGACGCUGCAGGUCAACGUCCUCGGCACGCUAUACCUCUACCUCCUCCUUCUGCCCGCGAUGAGGGCCUCCGCGGCCCGCACGGGCGUGGCUUGCAGGUUCACAAUCCCCAACAGCGCGCUGCACUACUCGGCGUCCACCGCGGAGAUUCUUGCCGGGCUCAAGGACGGGGAUGAUGCAGCAGCGGGACGCGAGGCAGCCCGCAAGAGCAGCAAGACACCAAUCAUUGACCGCCUCAACGAUCCGGAGAAGGCAGACAUGGCUGCACGUUAUCCGCUGAGCAAGUUGCUCAUCCUCUAUGCCGUGCGGGAGCUCUCUAGCCGCAGCAACAGCAACAGCAGCAGUAGCAGUAGCACGACCAAGUCCGGCAACGUCAUUCUAAACACCCCGAACCCGAGUUUCUGCAAGUCGGACCUGGCACGCGAGAGCGCCGGAAGCAAGGGCUUUCAAGCCUUUGAGCGGGUCAUGGCGCGCACCGCCGAGGAAGGAAGCCGCACGCUCGUGCAUGGGCUGCUUGGUGGGCCGGAGACGGACGGGCAGUACCUGGCUGACUGUCGCGUUGAGGUGCCUGCUAAAUUUGUCACCAACCAGUGGGGGCAGAUGGUGCAGAAGAAGUUUGUCGACGAGCUGCUCGUCAGGCUGGAGAGGGUUGACCCUGGUAUUUCAUCGAAUAUCUGA